AUGGAGAGGACAGCUGUUUGCAAGGACAGUCGUCGAUGUGUCAACAGAAAUGAGCGAUCUCACACAAUUAAGUACGCGAACGCCACCAUGUCUAGCCAGGAUCUUCAAGGAAGUUCCGGUGGGAGAGGCUAUCAACCGUACGAUCUCUCGCAACGACAACAGAGGCCUAGUCAGGAUUCAGCAGAUCGUGUGAAACGGCCAAUGAACCCAUUUUUGCUGUUUUGUCAGAAGCGCAGAGGCGAAUUGAUGAAAGGUCAGCCAGGAAUGAAGCCGUCCGACAUUAGCAAACAGCUCGGAGAAGUUUGGAAGGGUAUGACUGACGAGGAUAAAAAGCCAUAUAUUGACGAGGCGCACAAAUUGAAAGCGGAUUUUGAAAAGAAUCAUCCCGAUUACAAGUUCCAACCAAAGCGGAAACCAAAGAGUGCCAAAUCAGUUGAAUCCAAGACAUCAAACGCCUCCCAAAGUUCAGCGCCAGCAACACCAUCAUCUUCUAUAACUGUUCCAGCAGCAUCACAGGCUUACCAAUACUACCCCAAUCUGGCUACUCGUCCGGCUCAAAGCUUCGCCACGUCAGCAGCAAUGUUGCCAAUGACCCAGACUCCAUAUGGUGCAUUUAACUUUGCAUACCAGCCACCAACAACCGCUGCUCAAAAUGCAGGAGCCGCCCCGGCAACUAGUAUCGCUGAUCCUGCGACAACUACUGCCAAUCUUCCAUUCUAUUAUUAA
Molecule: messenger RNA, 726 nt
Organism: Caenorhabditis briggsae
Lineage: Eukaryota; Metazoa; Nematoda; Chromadorea; Rhabditida; Rhabditidae
Exons: 3
Coding region: 1-726 (241 amino acids)
Biological process (GO): regulation of DNA-templated transcription; cell differentiation; anatomical structure morphogenesis
Molecular function (GO): RNA polymerase II cis-regulatory region sequence-specific DNA binding; DNA-binding transcription factor activity, RNA polymerase II-specific
Source: RefSeq, a predicted model, not a curated record